UAAUGAACCAUUAAAGAAUUGCCUUCGGGCGGACGGUAUAUCGAUAAAUAAUCGAUUUAUCCAAUUUUCGAGAACAUAUAAUCGAACAUUCUAGCGCAAUAUGCAUUCAGUGUAGAUAGCAUUAUUAUUGUUAUAAUAAAAUAAUUGUUAUAAUAAAUAGUAAUAAUAUAGCAACAAUAGAACAAUUUCUUCUCACGAGACAGCGCUACGAUCGACUGGUCUUCCCGCCAUUGGAGUAAUUAGGUUAUGUUUACAUGUAAUGCAUGUUUAAUUGUCUGUUAGAUAAUAGAAUAGAACAGAAAAAAGAUGCCGACGUGGAAUCAAAUUCAAACACAACUCCGAAAUCCAAAUAAUCCGGUGGUAUUCUUCGAUGUUUCGGUGGGAAACACAGAAAUUGGUCGAAUGAUAUUCGAGCUGUUCGAGGACGUCUGCCCAAAGACAUCAGAAAACUUCCGACAAUUCUGCACUGGUGAAUACAGAAAGGAUGGAGUUCCAUUGGGAUUCAAAGGUGCUAUUUUCCAUCGAGUUAUCAAAGAUUUUAUGAUACAAGGCGGUGAUUUUGUCAAUGGAGAUGGCACUGGGGUCCUCAGCAUAUACGGUGGGAGCACAUUUCCUGAUGAAAAUUUCACCCUCAAACACGAUUCACCGGGAUUAUUGUCCAUGGCCAACAGUGGAAAAGACACUAAUGGAUGUCAGUUCUUCAUAACUUGUGCAAAAUGCAAUUUUUUAGACGGUAAACAUGUUGUAUUUGGACGUGUUAUUGAUGGCCUCUUGGUUAUGAGAAAAGUUGAAAAUGUACCCACUGGGCCCAAUAAUAAACCUAAAAUACCAGUCACUAUAUCUCAAUGUGGUCAAAUGUAAAAAGACCAUUGAUUUUUUACUUUUAUCGAUUGGAAAUUAUUCAAUAAAUAGCCUCUUCAUACUCA
This is a messenger RNA of Fopius arisanus, 926 nucleotides long. Its product is annotated as peptidyl-prolyl cis-trans isomerase H. Gene Ontology annotation, molecular function: peptidyl-prolyl cis-trans isomerase activity. Gene Ontology annotation, cellular component: intracellular membrane-bounded organelle. Bases 307 to 861 code for a protein of 184 amino acids. The transcript has a single exon. Gene Ontology annotation, biological process: protein peptidyl-prolyl isomerization; protein folding. The record is from RefSeq and is a predicted model, not a curated record. Lineage: Eukaryota; Metazoa; Arthropoda; Insecta; Hymenoptera; Braconidae.